This is a messenger RNA of Betta splendens (Siamese fighting fish), 4310 nucleotides long. Its product is annotated as zinc finger protein ZXDC. Gene Ontology annotation, cellular component: nucleus. Bases 103 to 3816 code for a protein of 1237 amino acids. Lineage: Eukaryota; Metazoa; Chordata; Actinopteri; Anabantiformes; Osphronemidae. The transcript is spliced from 10 exons. The record is from RefSeq and is a predicted model, not a curated record. Gene Ontology annotation, molecular function: transcription coregulator activity. Gene Ontology annotation, biological process: regulation of transcription by RNA polymerase II.
CUGAAAGUGUCCGACGGCUUCAGUAACUGUGUAGUGGCUCCGUGGGUCGUCCCCACCUACCAGGGCGGUGCUUUUCUAAGUCGCUGCUACAGGGAUACCAAGAUGGAAAUCCAGGGGCUUUCUGAUGCCCAAAACAUCCAUUCUCAACAUGGCGCCCUACACAGAAGCAUUUCGGCCCCACUUCGAUCAGCGACAGGGUCGAUCCCUCGUUUUAUUUGUAGUGAAAAUGAAGCGGGCGGACAACUGGAGGCGCCUGAAUUACAAAGUGACGACAACAACAACACCACCAGGCGGAGGACGUCGCCUUUUCGCCUGCUGGCGGAAAAUGGCAGCGAAGCCAUUUCGCCUGUCGUUAAACCACAAGCUGCCGAUAAAAGUGGCACCAGGCAGACGGUCGGAGUUCAUAACGUGAACACCGAGAAAGAACAAGAGGUCAGCGCUUUGCUCGGCUCGUUCUGGAGGUGCGGGGCCGACAGUGGGGGCAGUGUAAUGCAAAUGGCGCUGCCUCUGUUCGAAGGGGAAGAGGAACCGACACAGCAGCGGCUGCCGACGUUACCGCUUCCAGCUUUACGGCAGCAGCGUGAGGACGGCGCCUCCCGGCAGCCCUCGCUGGCCGGACACUGCUCCGCUGCGACCGGGAGCUUCGACGCGCCGAGCGGAGCCCCCGACACCACCCAGGAGGCGUGUGCUGUUUUUGACGGCGCCCGAGAGAAUGGGAACGGCGAGGCAGCACACGCUGCGACAGGUGGAUCACCCGAGAGCUGCGAUCCAAUGAAAGGGACCGGGACAGACGCCCGCGGCUCCAUGGAGGCUGGCAACUGCAGCAGUGUGAUUCUCUGCGAACCCCACGACAGCUUGAACUGCCUCGAUGCUCCGUUGCUAAAAAGAGCUGAGCACGAGUUUAGUUUACUUAACCAUAGUUUAGCUGUGGUGAAUUUCACGCAGGCGAGCGGUCACCACACAGUCGAAGACGUUGUUUUGACAAACAAAUAUGGCGAAAAGAUCUGUGGGCAGAUCUGUACUGAAAACGACGAGGCCACGCUGGUCGGGGAGUUUUCUUCGCCGUCCGAUGAGAGCGGUGUCCUGAUUUCAGAGACCUCUGGUGUAGUUGAAGCCAUGGACGCCUCCGGCUUUAUUUCUGAAGCGUCGGGUCUGCAGGACAUUGCAAACCGAGUCACGGCCUCCACCAGUCCGCCUUCCAGUGAAACCUUUUCCGGAACCAUCACGAUCAACAAUCAGAGCAUCAUAGUGACCAUAGAAAACGGAAUACUGACCCUCGCCGCCCCCCCAGAGGGGCAUGUACACAAAGAGGACGACAUGGUGAGCCUGAAGGAACAUCUGGGCAUGAAGGACCAUGAAGAUAUUGUUCUUCUCAACUAUGACAGUGGCACUAAGUCCAUUGGCAAGAUCAGCACGCUAGCUGUGUCCAGCGGCAACCAGCAGGCAGAGCCCAGACCCGCUUUGUCUGUGAGCGACACAGAGCUGGGUCUGGUGGAUGAUUGCUCCUUGUCAGAACUAGGCACCACAUUGGACUCCUGUCCUAUCGUCAAGCAGGAGGUCGAGGAGCUGUGUGCCGUAACGGAGGCCAGUUUGGACGACGCCUGCCCCAAGGACAGCGCUGCAGACGGUGCCAGUGAGGAGCUGCCGCUGGUACCACCCGUCCGGUCUAAGAGAGAACCCGUGGCCUCUUUUGAUUGCCCAGAACUUGGCUGUUGUGGUUCAUUCGACUCGCGUCAGAAGCUAAAGGUUCACCUCCUGAACCACGCAGAGGACCCACGGCCCUACCAGUGCACCGUGGAGGGCUGUGGCUGGGCUUUUGUCACCUCCUACAAGCUGAAGCGACAUCUUCAGUCUCACGACAAGCAGCGGCCGCACGCCUGCCACUUUGAGGGCUGCGGGCGGUGCUUCACCACAGUCUACAACCUCAAGGCUCACAUUAAAGUCCACGAGCAGGACAACUCCUUCAUCUGCGAAAUCUGCAGCGAGAGGUUCCGCAGUGCGACGCGACUGGCCAAUCACCAGAGAGUCCACUUUGAGCCACAGCGACCCCAUAAGUGUGAAUUUCCAGGCUGCGAGAAAACCUUCAUCACCUUCAGCGCCCUCUUCUCCCACAAUCGUACGCACUUCAGAGAAACGGGCCAUUUCACCUGCACUUACCCCGGCUGCGAUAAGACUUACGACAAGGCCUGUCGUCUCAAGAUCCAUAUGAGGAGCCACACUGGCGAGAGGCCGUUUGUGUGUGACUCGGAGGGCUGUGGCUGGUCGUUCACCAGCAUGUCCAAGCUGCUCCGACACAAACGGAAGCACGAUGAUGACCGUCGUUUCGUAUGUACAGAGGAGGGUUGUGGGAAGUCCUUCACCCGGGCAGAGCACCUCAAAGGUCACAGUAUCACCCAUCUGGGCACCAAGCCCUUCCAGUGCCAUGCGGAAGGCUGUAAUGCCAAGUUCUCAGCACGCAGCAGCCUCUACAUUCACUCCAAAAAGCAUAAGCAGGACGCCAGCACCCUGAGGACCCGCUGUCCUGUGGCCAACUGUUCUAAGCACUUCUCCUCCCGCAGCAGCCUUAAGAGCCACAUGAUCAAACACCAUAAACUCAGUCCAGACGUUUUGAGCCAGAUGGAGACCACAGCCACACUGACCCCAAGCAGCGAGCUCAUCAGCUCCACCCCAACUAUAGUUGCUGGGCCUGGCACCACCUCGGGAGACCAGCUUACCAGCUUGGACCUUACUUCGCUUUUCUCUGCUGUUCCUGGAGGGGCUGCAGCCUCCGCAGGGAUCGGAGUGGGACUUCCUGUCGGAGGUAGCAGCUCUAAUGGUACUUUCACCGUAGAUCUCUCUCUGGUCAGCUCAGGCAUCCUUACCAUCGACCCCUCUUCAGUUGGCCCCACGCUCUGUAACGGCAGUAACACCACGUUGACCAAGGCAAUGGACCCUCUUAUUAUAGCAGCGAGGGCAGACAUGGGACCCCAUCAUAGUCUGGAGGGAACAGCAGGUGAUGUUCUACACCCUCAAGGAACCCUUAACCUGGAUGAUGUUCAGACGGUUACCCCAGAGGCCCUGGGAACUCUUACUGCCCUCACCUUGCAGGGGGCUGGAGCUACUGUGGACUCAACGCUACAGCACCCACUCAGCGCCUCUAGUGGCUUGAGCAUGGAGCCCACAGCCACUCUGACUGUUACUCCUGUGGCUGAGCUGCUAGCCUCACCCUCUAAGGUGGUGGAGGUGGGGGGACAGGCGGGAGCGGGACCUUUACUGGGCUGCGUGGAGGUGCUAGGACCACAGGAAGGGGGCAAGGUCAUGACCCAUUUUGUUUUUCCCAGUCCUAGCAGCAGCUUUAGCCCUCAGAAAGAGCCAGAACUCAGUGCUGUGUCUCCAACAAGCUUCCUGGAGAGUGGCGGUUCAGCUAGAACAGACUAUAGAGCCAUUCAGCUGGCCAAGAAAAGGAAACAAAGAGGCCCUUCUGGCGGUUCAGGAGUGGGACAAAGAAAAAGCAAGGGAGCAAAGGCAGCUUCCAGUCCUGCACCUCUAGCUUCAUCUGCUGCUCGCUUUGGUGAAGGAGCCACGGCCAGUGGGGGCUUGGCCCUGCGUGACCCUGUCACUCAGUAUAUCCAGAUUCAACUGCUGCAGGAUGACCCAGCCAGUGACGGUGACCUGGCCUUCCAGCUGAGCGCUCAGGCUUCCAGCUCCCACUCUCAGCUCACUGUUGAUCUGCCUGUCAACAUCUUACAGGAACCUUCAGUGAUGGCUGAGGAUGACAAUGGCUCGGACAACUCCCAGUUUACAGGAAGCACAAUCAACCUUCAGGACUUGGAGUGAUCACCAGAGGUGAUGGUCGACCUCUGUCAUUCCAACACUGUCUACAGUUUACAUUGACACGUGCCAUGUUCAACUCCUUCGAACAGCUGCCUACAUGUGGGUGCUUCUACAUAUACGGCAUCUUGAGAAGAGGAGAAAGCAUUGAAAGCAGCCUGUUUCUGUCUUCAAGCUGAGAAUAUUCUGGUAUCAGUUACCAGAGGCUCCCUGUCCCUCUUUCCACAGCGCUGUACCGUGGUGCUACGUUGCUGUAAAUGCACAUUCUGCACCGUCUACGUUCCAGUUGCCUUACAGACAACUCACAUUGUGCUCAUAUCUGCUUUUUUUUUCUAUGGCAACAGUCAGUUCAUGUUGAAAAAAUUUGCCUGUUGACAUGUUUCUGUAGUGUAUGUCAGGACUUAAUGCUGUCUACUUAUUAUUUAUUGUUCAGCUGUGGGUUUCCAGAAUGGCAGAGCCAUAACACAGGGAUGAAUUAAAGAAUCAAAGCACAAUCACAA